AUGGACAAGAGUAAUAAUAAAACUAAAUCUGGAUAUGGUAUUGUAAAGAGGUUAUGGACAACAUAUCAAAAAGAUACACCACAAAGUCUUAAACUUAUUGACGCAUAUUUAGUAUAUAUAAUGUUGUCGGGAAUCAUUCAAUUUGUUUAUUGUAUCUUGGCAGGAACUUAUCCAUAUAAUGCAUUUCUUGCAGGUUUUAUUUCAACUAUUGGAAUGAGUUUACGUGUACAAACCAAUCCUAAAAACAUUAAUGAAUUCAAAGGAAUUACACCAGAAAGGUAA
Messenger RNA from Entrophospora candida, 282 nucleotides. NCBI's taxonomy places the organism in Eukaryota, Fungi, Glomeromycota, Glomeromycetes, Entrophosporales, Entrophosporaceae. The record is from the annotation of a GenBank genome assembly.